AUGUUACCUCUAGGUUCUUUUCUGGUUAGGGUUUUAAAUCGUUUUAGAUGCCCCGUGUUUCCAUCCCUACCUGGGUUUGGCCCUGAAACCACUGGAGCCAGUUGCCACUGGCACAUCGGUCCCAAGGUGGAGCAAUUAGCCCAGAAGAACAAGGACUUGGCAAGGUACCUCUUCAACAAUGUGAAAGUAUGCGUUCAAUGCUUACGCGCUUGCGCCUACUCACAGAAAGCUUGUCAAGCUUGUGGUACGCCCCUUGAAACGGUGCCGGUGACACAGACAGAGAACGUCCUCAUGGGAUUCAUUUUUGGCGUGGAAAAGACGUCCAAGUUUCCUUUGGUGAUCUCCCUGCGGCGGCAAAGCAUUGACGCCAUCGUGUACGAUGACUUGCUGGCCAUGUCCUCCUGCCAUUUGAACGCGCUGCCCACCAAUCACUACGUGGCGGAUUGGAUUUGGCUUUUGCGCGAUCCCACGGGUGCGAAGCAGCUGAUCGAUACUUUGGUGCAGGAGGCCUGGGAAGCUACAAGAUCCUUUCUGGACGACGCGGAGUGGCGACGUUUCAUUUACAAAGAAGGCGUGACAGAGGAGAUGAUCCGUCAAAACAUCAUGUGCGGCUUCAAUAGUCCGCCAUCUCAAUCUCAACUACACCUCCAAUGGAUCGUGCUGCCAUUGCUGCCAUUUCAUCACCAGAAGCUUUUGGACCGAACUCACGCGCAGAAGGGCCGCUGGUUUCCUUUGGAAUAUGUGCUUCCGAUUCUGGAUUACUUGGAGAAGGAGAAUGAUUUUUUCGACGUGAACAGUACAACUACUGCAGAGGAUGUCAUCCAGCACUUCAACGGAAAGGGCAUCGUGUACAAUAGCAUCUGGGAGCAUAGCUAUGCCAGAUACUGCAGCAGCUACGCCGAAGUGGCCAACUGGAAUCCGCAGGAUUUCAGCUUCGUGGUUCACAAAGGCGCUGUUCACCACAUUGCUGAGGUGCGAGACGGGCGACAUGUUCGCCUGGGAGAACGUGUGGACCUGGAGCCAGCAACGCUACAAACUGAGGACAAGUUGCGACUCCAAAACUAUGGCCGGAAGUACAGUGAAGCAGGACAGCCAGGCGGAACCUACUACAAGCAUCACAAGGCUGCAAAAAUUGGCGCCGGAGGUAUACACAUAUGGCCGGGCUUGGAGCCGAAGGAUUCUUUGUGAUGCCGCCCUGCAUGUGCCCUGUUUGGGCACGCUUGGAAAGUCUGCAUACAAGAAGCAGUUCACGAGGCAUGCUGAGAGCUACGCUUCGAGGUCUCCAGGGCAUAGUUUCAGUCCCCGGGCGGCCGAUGGAUCCC
Cladocopium goreaui is the source of this 1322-nucleotide messenger RNA. Lineage: Eukaryota; Dinophyceae; Suessiales; Symbiodiniaceae. The record is from the annotation of a GenBank genome assembly.